Messenger RNA from Prorocentrum cordatum, 162 nucleotides. Lineage: Eukaryota; Dinophyceae; Prorocentrales; Prorocentraceae. The record is from the annotation of a GenBank genome assembly.
GACUGCAGCGCCGAUCCGUGCCUGGUCGCCUACGCGCAGUGGCUCGUGGACGCCCUCCAGGCCGGCGAGCAGCGCGACGAGAAGCUGGAUCGCCUGGGGGUGGGGUUGUUGCAGGGAGGGGACGGGGAGAAACGGGGUCAGUGGAACAAAGAAGAACCAUAA